UAUCAUAAUUAUCGGUCAGAAGGAUGAAUUGAAGCUGAUUCAGUUUGAGGGGAAUAACUUCGUUCUGAGAAGAGAGAUAUUUUUCUGCGCCAUUGUCCAACUCCACGACAGACGCAAAUCUCUGGAACAGGUCCACAAAUUGGGAAGGAAGGGCGUUUUGUUAUUAGCUUUUGAUUGUCAUUGAAAACUUGUGUUGCAAUAAUUGAAUAAUUUGGAUAGAAUCGGCGGCUCCUUUCACUAUGGAUCCAGUUGCUGCCAUUGUUCGAUUCAAUGCCAUGACGGCAGCCAGAGACAAAAUGUGUCGUUUGGUGCAGUACAUCUCCAGGUUUGUCUGGUAUUACCUGCAGAGACAUGGAUACAGCGCCGACUUUGUUACUCGUUUUAAACAAUUGGAAGGUGCUAUCAGCACUGCCAGGAAAUUGUUCCGGAUAGGUAAGAGUGUUGAUGUACUGCAGUCAGCUGCUGCUACACUACAUCAUCCUGAUCUUCUCGUCCGAUGCACACUGACCUUCUCCAAGGUGAACACCGCACUGUUCUUGGUGUUUGAUCACAUCGUGUGGGGCUGCCGUAUCGGCAUCUUUCCCAAGACGGACAAGGCCUACUGGGGCCACCUGUCCAACCGCUUCUGGCUCGUGUCUCUGUCCGCGCUGCUGCUACGCGAUUUCUACGAGCUGAAACGCCUCGUGCAGGAGCGCAUGGCCCGUCAGCCCAACGCCUCCGGAGAUGGACGGUUGAAUCAGCGACAGCAGAAUCGGGGCAGAGCCGGUUCCAGCAUUCGUGCGGCGCCCGGUGCGAUCGCAGCCACCUGCGUACGGCACCCGGAGGUGGUGCUGGACACGAUCAAGAACAUGGCCGACUUCUUGCUGCCGCUAGGCAACUUGGAUCUGAUCAGCUCGUCGCCGGGACUGCUUGGUCUCUGUGGUACGGUGUCGUCGGCUAUUGGCACCCUCGUGCUGUGUGAUGACCGGUACAAGAUCAGGCCGUCGUAAUCACCACCUUUCUGCAUCCCCUGAAGUCAGUGGCGUUGCCUGAGUGGACUUCCUUGAAAGGCCCGAGGCGAGGCGUCGGUGCUGAACGGGUUCCUUGCGCCCGUGCAUGACAGUAUGUGUUGAUCUGUGCACAGAAGGCAUCCAUACUUUUGCUACCCAAAUAUGGUUAGAUUUCCUAUAGCUUUGAAACAGCUAUUACUUGACAAAUAAGGCAUGGCACUGUUGCCCUGUAUGGGGAGUGGCAUUUGCCUGCACUACACGGUACCUGCAUUGCACCUCCACUGCAUUGUCACUGGUGCUGCGCCAAUGUAUACUUGUGCUGGUCCACAUUCAGUUCGCAGCAUUCUCUCUACUUUGUCUAGAUUUUUAUGAUGGCCUGGAGCUAUCACCCCCCCCCCCCCCCCCACACACACACACUCCACCGCCACCACCACACGCUCACAAAUUCUCUAGGGCGAAAGUCCUGAUUUAUCGCCGUAGACCGGCUCGAAAGUCAAGGCGGUGAUGCGUUGAUUUUCCUGUUGAUGAUUAAAAUCAGUGAAAGCAUUACCUUUUUAGUACAGUAGUUCGAUAUUAUAGAUAGCUUGCUGGCUCUCACUGUCACCAGAUAAUGCUCGCUGCUAGCUUUCCUUAGAGUAAAGAGAAAGGACCAAUUUCCUCAGUGUGUUGGACAUUAUCCUACCACUAUUCCAAUGGUGGUCAUGUGUUUGUUUGUUUUCUUCCACAGUUUGUUCAUAAAAGCCGUCAAAUUUUGGUUAUGAGCGCGUUAUCCAUAUUGUUCUUAUUUUCUAGUCGUUAUUUAAUUUUGAUGUGCGGUGUCUUGCCCGCAACAUUCCCUCA
This is a messenger RNA of Sycon ciliatum, 1829 nucleotides long. RefSeq names its product peroxisomal membrane protein 11B-like. Gene Ontology annotation, cellular component: peroxisomal membrane. Gene Ontology annotation, biological process: peroxisome fission. NCBI's taxonomy places the organism in Eukaryota, Metazoa, Porifera, Calcarea, Leucosolenida, Sycettidae. The transcript has 4 exons. The record is from RefSeq and is a predicted model, not a curated record. The coding region runs from base 240 to 989 and encodes 249 amino acids.